AUGCGAGAAAGUAUAGCCCUUUGUACAGUUGAAGGCAUCAAUAGCUUUGGAGACUGGGACAAUGGCAUUCAGAUUGCAGCAGAAAAAGAAUCAUCCCUAUCUACCAGAAAAGAAGCUGCAACUUUACAUGGUACCUGUAAUACAAGAGCUGGGAGAAAGAAGAAAAAGAAGAGAAAUGCAAAAGGGGAAACUGAGCUGCACAUUGCUGCUAGGAGAGGAGAUUUGUCUUUGGUGAAAACUUUAAUAUCAUCUGGAAUUUGUGUCAAUGAACAGGACUAUGCAGGUUGGACAGCAAUUCAUGAAGCUUCCAAUGGAGGAUUUACUGAAGUGAUCUUAGAAUUACUGAAGGCUGGUGCUAAUGUUAACAGCAGAAGUCUGGAUGGUAUUUUGCCAAUACAUGAUGCUGUGUCUGGCAAUUAUUUGGAGGCAGUCAAGAUUCUACUACAGCAUGGAGCGAAUCCCUGUGAGAGGGAUGGUUCAGGGAAAUGUGCUUUGGAUGAAGCUUGUGAUGAUGAAAUGAAAGAAGUGCUGAAGUCUUACAGUGCUAUGAACUCUGUGCUUCCUGUUGAGACUAUUGAAGUUACAGAGAGGAACUAUCGUUCUAGGUCAAGGAGAAGAAAACUUCAUUGUUGCAACUACUGUAAAAAUGAUGCAGCUUUGGAGCCACAACAUGAGAAAUACAGUGUGGAGUCUGUUGCUGCCAUACAAGAUGCAGAAGAGAAGCAAAAAGAACUGCUGCUACUUGAAUUGAGAACUUCCAAAGAUGCAGAUGUGUAUAUCCAAAGGCUGUCUCAGAUGCAAGAUACUUUGAAUGAAUUGCUUGCAAAACAGAAAACAGAAAGGGAUACCCUUGUUAAAAAAUACAGGGCUUCAGUGGAAUCUUUUAAAAAAGGAGCACUGAGGAAACAACUAGUUAACUUUGCUUCUAGGCAAAAGCGUCUGUUAACUGUUGCCGAAAAUCAGGAAGAAUUAGUCCAGAAAAUACAGAAUUACAGAAAAACAAGGCAAUUGUUCAGUGCAUCACGUUCAGAGAAGCAAAUCUCAAACUUGGUUAUUUCCUGUGGAAAUGACAGAAGACAAAGUUUAACUGCUGAUGAAAUCAUGUGUCCUGAUGUAGUUACAUUUAGUAUGGGGCUUGGUGCCAGCAUGCCUAAUGGAAACAGAGUAGAAGCACAUCUCUCUUUAGAAAAUAGAUUUUCAGCUCAGGAAUGCAGCCAACAUCCACACAUCUGCUUGGAUGAGACAGGAGCAAAUAAAGAAGCAAUUAGAAGCAAAGAGGCUUCUGAUCAUGCUUUGGCAUCCAAAAACAGCGUAAGAGGAUAUCCCUUCGACAACAUGUCAACACUGACAAAUGCUGUAGAAAUGAUGACAUUGCCUUCAGAACCUACUGUUUCCACUGCUAAAACAAACUGCUCACAGCAAAAAGACAUUGAUUGUGUAGCAAUUGCACAACAAGGAAACAAGUCUUUAAAUCCCACUUCAGUGACCAAUGCAUUAAACAUUGUAGAACCCCGAAGCACUAUUGUCGAUAACAUUGCCUGCCAGCCAGGCAGUGACUGCCAGCAGGUUCUUACAGAUGAGGAUCUACACAGAUACGUAAAUAAGAAAGAAGCUUUCCAGCAGCAACAGCAAGUAGUUUUGUCAACAUCUACAAAGAACUUCCCUAAUACUCUGCAGCAAAUGAUCUGUAGCAGUAGUGUGAAAUCAUUUAAUGCUAACUCAGUGCUUACAAAUCUUGCCUCAGAUACAGAUUAUCCAGUGAACCUCAGUGAGAAAUCUUCCCAGAGCUAUAGUAAUCAAGGAUGUGAACAAAAACAAGUGAGGUAUGGAACAAAAAAUCGGAGAAAGCUUCAGUUGAUAGAUCUACUUGAAUUGGGAAGGAUUAAGCCAGGAGAAAAUGUUUUAGAAUUCAAACUGCAGGAAUUUAGUCAUAAAGCCACGCUCUUAAACAAUGGCAAGAUCAGAACCAGUAAGAGACAAAUACUCCAGAAUCCAGUUCAGUGGAUUAAAGACCUACUAGGAAGUGACAUUUCUGUGACAUGGAAGUAUGCGUGGAAUAAGGUUACAUAUCUUGGGACACAGUUGUCAAAAUUUCUUGUUGAAGAAGUGUCAGUUUCUAGUGACUUGGAAUUACCAUCACAAGAAAGAGAGCCUUUGGAAGUUGUGAAAACAUUGCUAUGCACUGAAAGAGAAGCAGCUGUUACCAGGGAAUUUAAGAGCUCUUCUGUCCAGUUCAACUCAGGUGGAAGUCUGACACAUUUUCUUCAGUUCAGUGAGAUAGUAAUGGUAUGUAAAGAGGAGUUUCUACCAUGCCCUGUAAUGGAAAAGCACUGGAGUUUCUACAAAGGGUGCGAAGGUUUUGGAUUCUAA
Molecule: messenger RNA, 2370 nt
Organism: Pelecanus crispus (Dalmatian pelican)
Lineage: Eukaryota; Metazoa; Chordata; Aves; Pelecaniformes; Pelecanidae
Source: RefSeq, a predicted model, not a curated record